Molecule: messenger RNA, 606 nt
Organism: Cylicocyclus nassatus
Lineage: Eukaryota; Metazoa; Nematoda; Chromadorea; Rhabditida; Strongylidae
Source: the annotation of a GenBank genome assembly
AUGGCAAAAGAUCACAAGAAACGUACAGCUUUAUCGCCUGCUAUCAUUAACGGACAAGAACAUUGCGCGGCUAUGUUACUGGCAAAAGGAGUUGACUUUCUCAAGGGUGAUUCUUCCAACAACACACCUGCACACUAUGCUGCUGCUUACGGUUGGCUAGAAUGUCUAAAGCUUCUGACUAGUGUUGAUCCGAGCUGCCUCAAGCAAGAGAAUGAUUGGAAGCUAACACCACUAUCCAUUGCUUACCUUAAAGGCCAUUAUGGAAUUGUGCAAUGGCUUCUGGACGAGAUGUCCGAAUAUGUGGAUAUUAAUGGGAAGGAUAUGGAAGGUGUGACGCUGUUGUCAUCAUUACUGCGUUAUACUGACGAAGAUGCGCAAAGCGAACUUCUUGAGCAGAUGCAGUACUUACUGUCCAGAGGUGCUGACUGUUCGAUCGCUGAUAGUUUGGGCAACGAUGUAAUGCAUGUUUUCGCUGGAAUCAAUGUUUGGCUACGAGAUCCCAGUGAAGAUUCGGAAAAGGGAAUGUUAGAAAGAAACAAAGCUGUGCGCACUGAUGUGGGUCAAAUCCUGCUACGGCUAAAACAGCAGGAACAAGUUGCUCAAUAA